Eutrema salsugineum is the source of this 1023-nucleotide messenger RNA. RefSeq lists its product as uncharacterized. Bases 62 to 991 code for a protein of 309 amino acids. The record is from RefSeq and is a predicted model, not a curated record. Lineage: Eukaryota; Viridiplantae; Streptophyta; Magnoliopsida; Brassicales; Brassicaceae. The transcript is spliced from 3 exons.
CGUCGAUAAAAGCUGUUAAGGAGCGGAACAAAAAAAGCUGUUAAAGGAGAGAAUUAAUAAGAUGUUCCAGCGAAGACUCUCUUGGCUAUUCUCUAUCGUAGCCAAAAGAUCACAAAGUCGCUUGAUUUCGUGUCCGGCAACUUCUGCUCAAAACUGGCUAAUUUCUGGGCUUCGCCAGAACUUGCAAGCAACGCGAUCAUAUGCAAAUGGAAAAAGUAAAGACUACAAUCUAUUUGGUAAUGUGAAACCAGGUGACGAUGGCUUUAGAAAAGCCUGGGAGAAAGAAAUGGAGGACGAUGACACUCUAUGGUCUGCAAGUGAAGACGAGAGCAAUGAUAAUACAAAACAAGAAAGUGGAAGAAACCGACUUGAAAGAGAGGUUAAGAAAGCUAGACAACAAGCUAAAGACAGCUCUGAUCUAAUUGAUGCAGAUGAUAGUGAUGAAUUAUACAGUGUUUGGUCUGGAAGUGAUGAAGAGAAAACGUUGUGGACUGGCGAUGAAGGUGAUGAUGACGACGAUAUUCCAACAGAUCCACACCCGAACGAAGCAUCUGAUAAAUACUUGGAUAAGUUGUUUGAGUUUGAAGAGAAACCAAAGUACAGGACAAUCUCAGAGCUGUUGAAAUCUGAAAACGAACCUGAGGAGCUUUCACCAGGUAAAGAGGCGAGGAAGCUCGCUGUUGAGAACGCGCUGAAGAAACUGAACAAAGGGCCUGACGGUCGUUACACAAACGUGUGGGAAGUAAUGAGUGAUGUUGACAUUCUGAUUGGAGCGUUUGAAAACAUUAUCUCAGGACCUGAAUAUGAAGAGCUACGAAAAGGUGGACCCAAGAGAUUGAACAUGCAGUUUUUCAAGGACAUACAAACUCGCAUGAGAGAUCCGAACUUCAAAUUCACACCUGAGAUAAAGUUGAAGCCCAAGAGUAAACUAGUGCCUAGGAAGAAAUGGCAGAAGACACAGUCCAGAAGAAGGAAAGCUCAGAAGCGGUAAAAGCUCCCUGCUUGUUCAAGGAGUUAGAUUGA